AUGAUGGGGGUGAUGGGGAUGAUGGGGAUGAUGGAGAUGAUGGGGCUGAUGGGGAUGAAGGGGCUGAUGGAGAUGAUGGAGAUGACGGGGGAUGAUGGGGAUGAGGGGGAUGAUGGGGGGGGUAAUGGGGAUGAUGGCGAUGAUGGGUGUGAUGGGGAUGAUGGAGAUGAUGGGGAUGAUGUGGAUGAUGGGGAUGAUGGAGAAGAUAAAGAUGAUGGGGAUGAUGGGAUGAUGAUGGAGAUGAUGGGGAUGAUGGGGGAUGAUGGGAUGAUGGGGAUGAUGGGGAUGAUGGUGGAUGAUGUGGAUGAUGGGAUGAUGAAGAUGAUGGGGAUGAUGGGGAUGAUGAUGGAUGAUGGGGGUGAUGAUGAUGAUGGAGAUGAUGGGGAUGAUGGAGAUGAUGGAGAUGAUGGGGAUGAUGGGAUGAUGGGGGUGAUGGGGAUGAUGGGGAUGAUGGAUGAUGAUGAUGGGGGUGAUGGGGAUGAUGGAGAUGAUGGGGGGGGGUGA
Molecule: messenger RNA, 504 nt
Organism: Danaus chrysippus (African queen)
Lineage: Eukaryota; Metazoa; Arthropoda; Insecta; Lepidoptera; Nymphalidae
Source: the annotation of a GenBank genome assembly